AUGAUUGACAGAAAUCACCAAGCCACAUUGCUCAUCAACAAUGUAAGGAAAGAAGAUGAAGGAAAAUAUAAGAUUGAGUACAGUGUACAACUUGAUGGGACAUUACUGGCUUAUCAGGAGUUUAAUGUAUCAGUUUUAGAAUCAUUUAACUGGACAGUGCAAACUGACAAUCCAACACUGAUAACAAAAGGAGAGGAUGAGUCACUUAUAUGGGAGUUCACUCUAACUGCUGAUGAACAGGCCAAGAGUGAUGUUUUUAAUUUUGUUAAGUGGCACAAGUUUGAUCAAUCAAGUUUAGUUUAUGACCUGGUUGAACCCCCUGCAAUUGUUAAUGUGACUGGUGACCAAUAUGUUUGUGUGGGUUCUAUGGUAACUUUGAAUUGCAAAGCAACUGGUAAACCAAUACCAAAUAUUACUUGGACAAGAGUGUGGAAAAAUGGUACUGGCAGUGGAGAACUACCAUCUAUAGAUGGGCUUUAUGUGAUCAGUAAUACUAGCAGAAGCUCCCAUGGAACAUACCGCUGUACAGCAACCAGUGGAGUGGGAGAUCCCACUAAUCAGACAACAGAGGUGAUUGUAGGAAAGAUUAAGCAGUUCACAACAUCUGCUACCGGCCACACAGUAUGUCAGAAUUAUGUCAUUAGCUUUAACUGCUCAGCUGAAGCUAAUCCAUCGGUGACAUCAUACCAGCUAUUUGAGAACGACACUGCUAUCUUGGACAAGAACACUUCAGGAAUAUGGAGCAGAAACAUGUCAACAAGGGGAGUGUUCAUAUACAAAUGUGUGGCCAACAACACUUAUGGAACAGGAAUUAGUGAAAAUAUUGUUGUUCAUGUGUAUGGUAAGUGA
Pocillopora verrucosa is the source of this 849-nucleotide messenger RNA. The record is from RefSeq and is a predicted model, not a curated record. NCBI's taxonomy places the organism in Eukaryota, Metazoa, Cnidaria, Anthozoa, Scleractinia, Pocilloporidae.